Botrytis sinoallii is the source of this 2438-nucleotide messenger RNA. RefSeq lists its product as uncharacterized. NCBI's taxonomy places the organism in Eukaryota, Fungi, Ascomycota, Leotiomycetes, Helotiales, Sclerotiniaceae. Gene Ontology annotation, molecular function: acetate transmembrane transporter activity. The transcript has 3 exons. Bases 1054 to 1962 code for a protein of 302 amino acids. Gene Ontology annotation, cellular component: plasma membrane. The record is from RefSeq and is a predicted model, not a curated record.
UUGCCUACUCCCCUUUGCCUACUCCCCUUUGCCUACUCCCCUUUGCCUACUCCCCUUUGCCUACUCCCCUUUGCCUACUCCCCUUUGCCUACUUCCCUUUGCCUACUUCCCUUUGCCUACUCCCCUUUGCCUACUUAGCUUUGGGAAGGACAGAUAUCACGGUCAGUAGUUUCACCCAAGGAUUCCGACAAAACGACACAAGACAGAAUAUGUCAAUCACGACCACCUCUUCGGUAUCAAGGACAACCGGAUGAGGAGAAUCUGGAGACUAAAACAUCCCCCAUACUCCGUACACAAUGGCGAGACAAAUCUAACCAGACCAACAACCAACAAAAAUCCCAAAUCCCAUUUCAUUUCCCCACAAAUGGACAUUUUCAAUUUAGGAUUCAUCGUAAAAUCCGACUCGAGCUAGGAUAAUCGACAGGGGACCAACAUGCAAAGAGAUUUCUUGUGGAUGACGAGGUCAAGGAUUAAAACGAUACUCCAUUCGGCAUGUCGUGUGUCGAUGGGAUAAUCAUUACGAAGUUCUGAUUUUCUAUUGGAGACCCAACAAAGACGAGAAGAUGGGAUUGGUCAAUGCUACACCAAUUUAACGACUUGGAUGACUCCAAUUUCUUUCUUUUCUUUCUUUCUUGAAAGAAUGUAAUAAACAUAGGCAACAUGACCGACCGCGGUACGUACAAGCUUCGCCCCGGAUUGUAUGGAGCAAAUAAGCAAAGCUUCCUUACCCCAAAAAUCAAUCUCCCCCUCUCAUUCCCCAUUUCAGACGAUGUACAUGCUACUUAACUAGUGCCUAGGUCCCCUACCUAGUAGCUUGCUAGGUAAUUCACGUAUAUAUCCCGAUAUCCUUUUCCCCUCUGAUCCAUUUGUCAGAAAUCCGAUUCUUUUUUUCUCUCUUACUCUUUGUGUAUUCACCAAUUGUAUUGCCACUUAUUAUUCAGCACGAAGAUCGAGCUCCAAAGUUUGGCUCUUCUCUUACCACACCAUAUCAUAUUGAUAAUAAGUUCGAUUUGCUCACAACACAACAUAUAAAAGUCGACCAUUAAAUUCAUCAUGGCUACCACCGCCACCACUGACAAUAAUGGAUACAACAAGGAAUACACCAGUGAAUCUGGUCUGAGUAAUACUCAGGACCAUGCCCCUAUCAAUGGAGGAGGUGUUAACAGUAACCCCAAUGCCCACGUCUCAAGAGGAUAUGAUUAUGGAGGAAACCCAUUGGCACAUAUGAAUACGGGAGAGUCCGCCCGAUUCCCAGCAUUUGGUGGAGAAUUUCAACCCGGUCUCUAUAAGCCUACGACGGAAAGAAAAUUCGCCAAUCCGGCGCCUUUGGGUCUCAGUGCUUUCGCUCUGACUACUUUCGUCCUGUCUCUCAUCAAUAUCGGAACGGCUGGUGUUACCAAACCUAGUAUCGUUAUUGCGCUUGCUUUCGGUUAUGGUGGUCUCGUUCAAUUGCUUGCUGGCAUGUGGGAAAUGGCCGUAGGAAACACUUUCGGUGCCACCGCUCUCUCAUCAUUCGGAGGAUUCUGGAUCUCCCUCGCAAUUGUUCUCACACCCGGUGGAUUCCAGAUUGUAUCCUCAUACGAAGGCGCCGGAUCCGGCGUCAACGAUUUCAACAAUGCAUUCGGAUUCUUCCUCAUGGGAUGGUUCAUUUUCACAACCAUUCUCUUGAUUUGCACAUUACGUUCUACCGUUGCCUUUUUCCUGCUCUUCUUCUUCCUCGACUUGGCUUUCCUAUGUCUUGGAAUCGGUCACUUGCGAGCGAACGCUGCCGGAGUGGCUCUCUCCGGUGCGAUCAAGGCGGGUGGAUAUUUCGGAUUGUUCGCGGCUUUUAUGGCCUGGUAUAAUGCUUUGGCUGGUCUUGCAGAUGAUAGCAACUCCUUCUUCGUCAUUCCAGUCGCUCAUUUCCCAUGGUCUGUCAAGGGCCGCGAACGUCGUGGCAAGACUGAGCGCGAAACAGUCUAAAUCCCUACGAGGACGAGAACUUUCUUUUCACAUACACAUUACUAAAUGAAUAAAUAAACAUUUUACGAUCUACUUUGAAGAUGGAGAAAGCGGUUUUCAUGAGUUUGCAUGUUUGGUUACUGGGAUACGGAUAUCGGAUAUCGGAUUCAAAUGAUGGAUAGUUUACGAUACCAGUGCGGAUGAACAGGACGGGCAUAUAUGUACGCACGCAUGCAUGCGUAUAUGUAUGAAUGAUGGGUUGGGAGGGAAACUUUGAGGAUCUUUUCGACUUUUCUGAAACACUCGGAGAUCUUGUUAUGUCAUAUGAUAUGAUGUGAUAAGUGCUGCGAGAUGGGGAGAAAGGAUAAGAAAUAUCGAGUUAUGAAGUGGAAGUUACCUUCAUGUCUUGGGAAUGGAAUCGGGAUGUGAUUAAUUGAUUUACGGAUUAUAUUAUUACCUUUUAGUGGUCUUUUUAAUACAUAAUUUUGUUCUUGAUU